AUGCCCUCUCCCCCGGGCCAGGAAGCGGAUCUUCCGUUGAUGAAUGGCCAUUCCUCGCCUCUAGCCCUCCAUAGCAUACCAGCCGACGCGUUCUCACCCGUCAGCGAAAGCGAAAAUUCAGAUCCCAACGAAGCCCUCGCCGUGGACCCUUCAUCAGAUGAAGACGCACCCGGAGAAGAGGAUGAUGAUGAAGAUGAGGAUGAUGAUGUGGAGAUGGCAAAUGAUACAGACUCCUCCGAGGAUGAAGAUGCCGAGGGAGAGCCUGAUGGAGAUUAUGACUCUGAGACUCCGCCGCCCGCACCCGCCGAAAGCAGUCGUGCGCGUAGCUCCACGUCGCAAGACUCAUCGAGACCGCUGAAACGCAAAGCCAGCGCGGAAGAGGAUGAAUAUAUGGCGCAGAACCCCGAGCUUUAUGGUCUCCGCCGUAGCGGACGCGCCCGUCCUACCCGCCGCAUCGUCGAUAGCAGCGACGAUGACAAUUCUGAUUCGGAUGUGCCUCGUAAGCGACAGCGCACAACGUCCCGGAAAGCAUCGAAACAACCUACCCCAGUAUACGUGUCUGCAGAGUCUGACUCGGAUUCGGACGAUUAUGUCAGCGCGAAGAAGAAUAUGCCCUCCAAGAAACAGAAGAGACGCCUACAGGCUAUUGCCAAUGGCGACCUCCCUCCCUCCCAAGCCGAGGUUCGAUUCUCGUCAAGACGGUCUAAAGCGGUCGCAAACUACAAUGAAGACGACGACGACAUGUUUGAGGAGGAUGAUGAGGAAGAUAUGACUCCUAACUACUACGGUGCAACGGUGGAAGACACAGGCCCUGCGAUAGACAAAGUACUCGACCAUCGAUCGUUGGACGGAGCUGAAAUCGAUGCUGCUGACGCACAGAAGAAAGAAUUCGAGUUCUUGAUCAAGUGGCAGGAUAAAGCUCACUAUCAUUCGAGCUGGGAGCCUUACGAGAUUGCCUCGACUUAUAAGGGCUGGCGGAAACUGGAUAACUACUUCAAGAAUGAAGUCCUGGUGGACCUUUACUACAUUGGACGCCGUCAUCAAGAGCCUGAAGAAUACGAACAGCACGUGUUGGCACGCGAAGCAGAGCGUGAAAGUCAAGUGGAGUUCCACGUGGUAGAGCGUGUCAUUGGUACUCGUGAAGGCGACGAUGAAACAGAAUACCUGGUCAAGUGGAAGGGAUUGACCUAUGAGUUCUGCACCUGGGAGUCGGCUACUCUGAUUAGCAGUCUAUCGCAGUCCGAGAUAGAUCGCUAUCUCGAUCGGUCUUCCAAAUUGCCAUCAUCGAACACUAAGGAAUCGGUGUUGGCCACGCGCAGCAAAUUCGUGAAACUGGACGAACAACCAGACUACAUCAAGUUUGGCAAACUUCGUUCCUUCCAAUUGCAUGGUGUCAACUUCCUCGCACACAAUUGGUGCCGCGGGACGAACGUCAUUCUUGCUGAUGAGAUGGGUCUUGGAAAGACCGUUCAAACCGUUUCGUUCAUGAAUUGGUUACGACAUGCCAGGCGGCAAGAAGGACCUUUCCUCUGUGUCGUACCACUUUCGACAAUGCCUGCAUGGGCACAAACCUUCAAUGACUGGACGCCCGACAUCAACUACGUUGUCUACACGGGGAAGAACCAGGCACGUAAAACGAUACGUGACUACGAGCUCCUCGUCGACGGCAAUAUCCGAAAGGUCAAAUUCAAUGUGCUGUUGACGACCUACGAAUACGUUUUGCAUGAUUGGCAAUUUCUCUCCCAGCUGAAGUGGCAAUUCCUUGCAGUGGACGAAGCACAUCGCCUCAAGAACCGCGAGUCCCAGCUCUACGAAAAGCUCUGCCAGUUCAGUGCCCCUAGUCGACUCUUGAUCACUGGUACCCCUAUCCAAAACACCUUGGGGGAACUGUCUGCUCUGAUGGAUUUCUUAAUGCCCGGCAAGAUUUCCAUGGACGAAGAGGUUGACCUCGCUUCAGAAGAUGCUAGCCGGAAACUUUCGGAACUCAGUACUGCCAUUCAACCCUAUAUGAUUCGACGCACGAAAGAGAAGGUUGAGAAUGACCUCCCUCCAAAGUCUGAAAAGAUCUUGCGUGUCGAAUUGUCCGACAUCCAGCUCGAGUACUACAAGAACAUUCUCACCAGAAACUAUGAAGCCCUCAACGAAGGCGGCUCUGGGCAGAAGCAGUCUUUGCUCAACAUUGUCAUGGAGUUGAAGAAAGCGAGUAAUCAUGCGCUACUGUUCCCAAAUGCCGAAGCAAGGUUUCUCCGACCGGAUGCAAGCAAAGAAGAACAGCUCAAGGCCCUGAUCACGACUAGUGGCAAGAUGAUGCUGCUUGAUCGUCUCUUGACAAAACUCAAGGCUGAUGGCCACCGUGUCCUCAUUUUCAGUCAAAUGGUGCACAUGCUUGAUAUACUUACUGAUUACCUGCGACUUCGGAACUAUACCUUCCAGCGCCUGGAUGGUACUGUCCCUGCAUCAGACCGAAAGAUUGCCAUUGACCACUUCAACGCACCUGGUAGCGAUGAUUACUGCUUCCUUCUGUCUACACGAGCCGGAGGUCUCGGUAUCAAUUUGAUGACCGCGGAUACAGUCGUUCUUUUUGAUUCCGACUGGAAUCCUCAGGCUGAUCUGCAGGCUAUGGCUCGAGCCCAUCGUAUCGGGCAACAAAAGCCCGUGAGCGUGUAUCGUCUUGUUUCCAAAGAUACGAUUGAAGAGGAGAUUCUCGAACGCGCUCGAAACAAGCGCAUGCUUGAGUUCAUCACCAUUCAACGUGGUGUCACGGACAGGCAACAGAAGGAAUUGUCAGAUAAGAUGAAUCGCGUCACGAGCGAGCCUACAUCGGCGGAUGAUAUCAAUCAAAUUCUGAAGCGUCGUGGUCAGAAAAUGUUUGAGCAGUCCGGGAACCAGAAAAAGCUUGAAGAAUUGGACAUUGAUGACGUGCUUGAGAAUGCCGAGGAGCAUAAGACAGAGCAAGCAGCUGGCCUUACAUCAGAUGGCGGCGAGGAGUUCUUGAGGAAUUUCGAGUACACCGACGUCAAGAUUGACCUCGAGUGGGAUGAUAUCAUUCCGAAAGAGGAGCUCGAAACCGUUAAGGAAGAUAUCCGGGCAAGAAAGGAGGAAGAGCAAACGCGAAAACUUCUGGAGGAGAGCGCACCGCGCAAACGUAAGAGUGCGCCGACCAGCGAACGGGAGCAACGUGCCGCCAAGAAGCGAGCACGAGAGGCAACUCGCCGUAUCGAUGAUGAUGGCGAUGGUUCUGAUGAAGAAGAUUCGGCCCCGAACCGUGAUCCUAAGCGUCCACUCACUACUAAGGAGAUACGCAAUCUCAUUCGUGCGUAUGAACGAUACGGAUCGCUUGAAGAACGCAAGGAUGAGAUGCUCCGCGAUGCCAAGCUAGUUGGGCGCGAUGAUGAAGUCCUGAAAACCACCUUGGAUGAGGUCAUCAACAUCAGCAAGGAGCUUGUCAAGGCCGAGCGAGAACGCUUACGAAAUCUCGAGGUUGAAGAGAAGCGGGCGCUCACAAAGAAGGACAAGAAGGCGGUCCUUUUCAAUUACAAGGAUGUUAAGAAGCUUAACGCUGAGACGAUCAUCGAUCGCCCAAUUGAGAUGCGCAUACUCAAAGAAGCCAUUGGCGAAGCAAGCGAUUGGCGAAACUUCAGGGUGCCGGAUGCGAUCAAGCCUGCCAGCUAUACCUGCUCUUGGGGAGCGCGGGAAGAUGGCAUGCUCUGCAUUGGCAUUGCGCGCCACGGUUAUGGAGCCUGGGUCCCCAUCCGCGAUGAUCUGGAACUUGAUAUGAGCGACAAGUUCUACCUCGAAGAACAUCGUGUGGACAAGAAGGAAGAGCGCAGCAAGGCCGACGAGAAGAACGCGAAGUCGCCGGGCGCUGUCCACCUUGUUCGCCGAGCGAACUACCUCCUGACAGUCCUUAAGGAGAAGAGCGGCGUGGACCCCAACGCCAGACGCCUGAUCGAAAACCAUCAUCGGAACAACAAAAAGCACCAUUUGAGCGUAUCCCGCCGUGCCGACAAGGUCGCGUCUAGUGUAUCGGCAAGUCCUGGCCCUGGAGGGCAAGCGCGCAAAGUCGUACGCGACUCCGAGCGGCCUCGAGCGAAUAGCCAGAGUGAGAAACGGCGCUCCGAAAGUCGACCCGACAGUCGGCAUCACGACAAUGGGUCACAUGAGCCUCGGCACCGCCAGAAUGAUCAUCACAGACCAUCUGAUGGACACCGCAAGGAUCAUCAUCGUGAAGAGCGGAAGAGUAUCGACCGUCGCAUCCCUGGGCUUCCCCCUCGACCACCUACACCAGAGUUCCGGCGCAGGAUCAGCGGAGACGGCGACCGGUCUCGUCCUAGAGAAGACCGACCGCAUGGCGACGGUCAUCGCGACGGUCAUCGCGACGGUCAUCGCGACGGCCACCGCGACGGCCACCGGGCGAGCCUGGACUCCUUGACGCCCAAUAGGAACAAAGAGAAGAAGCCGGAAGAUCCUACUGAGCGACGUCUGCGCCCAGUUCGUGACAAUCUCGGUAGGCUCAAGAAGACGACGAUUAAGAAUUAUCCCGUCAAGGAGACACUGGUCAAGAAUCUCAAGACAGAGCUACUUGCGAUUGGGAAUUUCAUCCGCGCCGAGACAAAGGACAGCAGUGACCUGGAGGAACGUCUCUGGAAUUUCACCGUGCAAAACUACUGGCCCCGAAAGGAGGUCACCGUAACCCAGGUCAAGGCGAUGUAUCUCAAGAUGUUGGCCUCGGAUAAGAGUAGCAAGCAGGGCGGGCAGCAGUCCAAUGGACAAAAGCAAGGUUCAUGA
This is a messenger RNA of Aaosphaeria arxii CBS 175.79, 4788 nucleotides long. Its product is annotated as chromo domain-containing protein 1. Bases 1 to 4788 code for a protein of 1595 amino acids. Gene Ontology annotation, cellular component: chromatin; nucleus. The transcript has 8 exons. Gene Ontology annotation, biological process: nucleosome organization; regulation of transcription by RNA polymerase II. The record is from RefSeq and is a predicted model, not a curated record. Lineage: Eukaryota; Fungi; Ascomycota; Dothideomycetes; Pleosporales. Gene Ontology annotation, molecular function: ATP-dependent chromatin remodeler activity; ATP hydrolysis activity; DNA binding.